Maniola jurtina (meadow brown) is the source of this 4585-nucleotide messenger RNA. RefSeq names its product eukaryotic translation initiation factor 3 subunit J (gene eIF3j). The record is from RefSeq and is a predicted model, not a curated record. Gene Ontology annotation, cellular component: cytoplasm; eukaryotic translation initiation factor 3 complex. Gene Ontology annotation, molecular function: translation initiation factor activity. The transcript has 8 exons. Lineage: Eukaryota; Metazoa; Arthropoda; Insecta; Lepidoptera; Nymphalidae. Bases 323 to 1048 code for a protein of 241 amino acids.
GGCCAUAUUGAAAUUAUUAGUGAUUCGGAUUUUAUCGUUUGCGAUGGAGUCAUAUUUUUGCGUAACAAAUUCCGAUUGUAACUCCGUUGAAAAUUUAUUGAAAUUAUGUCACUUGUUUACCUUUUUCCAACUCGGUCGUGUUCAAUGCAGAAAAGUCUCGAUCGUUUGACAAAAUUCGCCUGAGAAUUGUUAUUGUUAGGAAAAAUUGUCGAUUCGGGAGACAUCUUGUGUUGAAAAACCUGCAAGUUGCCCGUCUUGUCUGAUUUUGUCUUUCGCGUGAAAAGUAAGCGAAAUUAGAUCGGUGCUAUAGACGUCCGCAAUCAUGGACGUGUCGUGGGAUGCAGAGAACUUCGAACCAAAACUCCCGACCACGUUGACGUCGGCCCACAGAUGGGAGGGUGAGGACGAGGAAGAGACCGUCAAGGACAGUUGGGAGGACGAGGAGGAAGAAAAAAAAGAUGAGGAGAAAAAGGAGGCCACCCCAGCCCCUCCCCCGGCCAAGCCAAAAAAGAAAAUACAAGAAAAAAUCGCUGAAAAAGAGCGUCUAGAGCGUGAGAAAUCAGAGCAGUUGGCAGAUAAGGAAGAGGAGCUGACGCCAGAACAGAAGUUGGCAGAGAAGCUGCGUCGCCAGAAACUUCAGGAGGAGUCUGACCUGCGACUUGCAUUGGAAACUUUUGGUAUAACGGAAGUGGGUGGCUCAGGCAAACUGGACAGUUUCAACCCAACAACCAAGGAGGAGUUCACAGAGUUUGCAGACCUCCUGACUAAGAAAAUCACCUUCUACAAAAGCAGGGAGGAGUUCCCUGCUUUUAUUGAUGAUCUCGUCAAAAAUAUUGUUUUACAAAUGCCAUCGGCUGACAUCAAGAGGAUAAAGUUGACAGUGGACAACCUGUACAUAGAGAAACAGAAGGCAGAGAAGAAUGAUAAGGGCAAGAAGCCCACCAAGGGCAAGGGCAAAGCCAAAUUAAAAGUGGAAGGGGAUAAUGCUCACCUCAACCAAUACGACGCGUACGGUAACUACGACGACGACUUCGACGACUUCAUAUAAACGUUCAAUACAACGAUAUCUGGCCUCUGAUUCAUAAAUCCAUACUAGCUUAUUCCCGCGGCUUGCUCCGCGUGGAUUUAGGUUUUUUAAGAUUCCUGGGUGUGUAUACGUUAUAGGGGGAAACUGUGCUAAAUACUUGAGUCUAGACUCAGCUGUGAAUCUUCUAUUUUGUUCUGUUUGUUAGUUCGAAUGAUCAAACAAUCCGGAAAAACAGUCUGGUCUCUUCAAUGAAUAUGUUUAGAACAUAUUCAAUACAACGAUAUCUGGCCUCUUAUUCUGUCUAUACUAGCUUAUUCCUGGGGCUUCGUUCGCGUGGAUUUAGGUUUUUAAGAUUCCCCAAAUCUUUUCUAUAUCAUUUCAAAUUGGAUUCCAUUGUAGACUUUUUGACUGUCAAUUGCGGAAUUAACUAAUAACAAUAAAGCUAUGAGGGUUCUAAACGCGUCCUAAUCUGAAAAGAAACCCACAACCAACUCAGCCAGGUAUUCUUUUUACUAUCACCAUUUCACAAUAUCACUUAAACUUACCAGAACUAUCAAAGCUGUUAAGAGAACUUAUUCCCAAGCUUUCUCAAGUUUUAAGACUCAGCUAUAAACCGUCUAUUCCAUUCUGUUAGAUUGUUAGUUAGAUCAAACUCCUUAAAAAAGUCUGGUCUCUUGUAAUCUACUCAUUCUUCAUGAUCAAUUAAAUCAUUCUCAUGCACACCUUUUCUUCACAUGCUACUGUCCCGGGUAUUAUCACUAACAUCUUUAUGAAAAUAACUUAAACCUAUGAGUUGGAAAGAUCUGGGAACUCACCACAUUAGUAUCUCAAGAAACGCCUUAUAGGUAUGCGAUUAAUAGAAAGGGGUCAUAACCACCAGGAAUGAGGAAUACAACUAUAAAGAAAAAAGUUCAAAUUACAGCUCUCGAAGUCUCAUCUCCUGUGAAUAUUAUCAUUAAAGGCGACAUACCAGAAAUAUUAUAUAUUUUUUAUAAUCGCAUAAUUGUAUGACAACCUCGAAUUAUACUCAUAAUAUGUGUAUUUCAAAAAUGUAUUAUUUGUUGGAAAGAUGUCCAUCUGGUAUGGCAUUCUAUUUAUUUUCGAUUAAUUUGAGAAUGGUGUGUAGCGAAAUUUGCAUGGUGUAACGAAGAGUUAAAAAAUGAAAUCUGUAUAAUUAUGAGUUAACAGUAUUACCACUUUUAUAAGCCGCAUGGGCAAAAUUCGUUUGGGCAGAAAAGCGCAACCCAACGUCGACUAAAACCGAAUGUACACCAAUGAAAUAUAGACCUUAUUGCUUGAUGUUAAGGUUUUAAAUACAAGAAUAACAAACUCGUACUAUCUCGCUCAUAAUACGCGCGUAAAAAACAUGGCGCUUAGCAACAACCAAUAGCGGACAUAUUUUCGCGCCAUUCAAAAAUAAAAUUUCUGCGCAGGUAUAUCGGCGUAGCUUAUUAAAGUGGCAGUACUAUACAUUGCCGAUACGUGUGACUUAGUUUGUUCAUUAUUGCACGGUGUGCACUAUACGCCGUGCAAUAAUAAACAUAGACUUGCUAAAGUCACGAGUAUCUUAAACUAUAGCUUGUGUGACUUAUACCCGCGUAAGGCACUUGUCCCACCGCCAACAAGGAAGCGACUAGCUAUAUACUAUUUUCUCGCUCAAAAACUUACAAUCAAUGUGUGAUUUCGUCUCAGUAAAAGAGAUACACAAUAUAUAAAUAGAUGAUCAUGUACCAUGCAUGCCGGCGACAACUCUUUCCACUAAUUUGUCGCAGCGACUAGAGCUAUCAAAGAAAAACUCGUUCAACGACAAAACUAUUACACCUACUCGCUUCUCGUUGCUCGCCUACUCGUUUCAGGCUAAAAAGCUCAAGUACUUUCUCGCUCAUUACUUGCGGUCUGACAAUUGCCUAACAGGUUUAUGUUUAGGUCACGCAAUGCUUUAAAAGUUAUAUUAUAAUGUUGAAUUUUCAAGUAAGUACUAAGUAAACUUAGCUCUUUAUCUAAGUACAUUACUCGUAUACCGCGUCUUUGCUCUAUAUGUAUAAAAAUACCUAUAUCAUAAAAGGACAUAUUUUCAGAAAAAAAUCACAAUCAAGUCAGAAUUAAUUGAACUAACUGAUACCAUCUGGGCGAUUACAGUAUAAUAACAGGUCAGAAUCAGUUCUCCAUUUUGACUUGAUUGUGGAAUGGAAUGUUUUUCAGAGAAUACGUCCAAUAUUAUUAUUUAAUGUCACCACACUGUUUUAAAUAUUAAUUUUAUUUAUUCCCGAAAUCAUCGAUUUUAGAGGUCAGGUAUCAUAGUGGUCCCUACACAAUUUGAAAAUUAAAAAUUAAAAAGUUUAUUGCCUAAGGGCCAGCGCAAACAGCCGGAGUGGACACAUCCACAUCCUUUUGAUAACAACUGAGUGAAGCCACACGAUGCGUUGCAUCGGCGGCGCGGAGCCACUGCUUCAUCCUAUACAUAUGGAUGUAUCAUGACUAAUGUACAUGAUGCGUUACGAAGUCUCAUAUGUGGCGCCGCACUGCACGCGCAAAGGAAUUGGGACCAGAGAGACGAGACGGAAAGAGAUGGUGCGAUGUAAUGCUCAAAUUCAUUGCAACGCACCGGAAACGCAUAGUGUGGCCUCGGUCUUAAACUCAGCUUUAUGUAAUGUAACAUAACGAGAGUGAACUAAAGUGAAAAACUCUCGGUUUUCAUCCUCAAUCGACGUCAAAUAUUAGGCUGAAGCUGACGUGGAAUCGAAGAAAAAUAGAAGCAUCGACGUUUUGUUACAAGUUCCUUUACUAUAACAUUACGUUAAAAUUGGUAUACUGGAAACAAAACACGGAGAACGCGCCCCCGCCCAUUAUGUCAAAGUAAAUAAAGCUUAGUUUGAGUUGUUACCAAGAAAAACACCGCGCUUCAUCUCUGGUGGUGUGCGUUGCGCCUAAGGCUACGUCAUUGUCACAACUUGAAGUGUAAAUCUAGUCGUAUGAUUGGUUACUUAUAGAUCUAUAUUGGCAUUUAUUAAGCUACUUGCUAUGUAUAAAAAUUUAAGUAGUUUAACGUCUAGCAAUGUUCUCAAAGCUGUAAAGUCAGUCAAUCUGGACUUGGCCUGUAUGGUGGACUACGGGUUAAACCCCCUAUUCUGAGAUUGGAAUCUAUAGAGUGCACUUUGACUUUGCUUAGACGUAAGUUUUAGUUAAAACGAGACAGAUUUAUGCCAGCGGUAUAAUGCUGUCUCGUUUUUAACAGUGUUAAAUCUGAGCCAAGUCAAAGUGCCCUCCAUAGGUCUCAGCCUUAGAGAGUUAUGAUGAUUUUGGAAAUGGAAUUGUACGUAAUUCAAAGUUUGACUUUGAUUUUACCUAUGUGCAAGUACAGUGUUAAAUUAGUUUUAUUUUUUGAACAUUUUUAACAUUAAAGUUAUCAAAUGAAAGCGUGUAUGGACCACUAAUCCAUACAAACAAGCAGCCAUGUAUCGUAUAAUAACAAACCUAUUUUGUAAUAUACUGUCGUUUCAUCCACGGUUACGGUCCGAUGUUAUGUUAUAUAGAAUAAUAAAUUUUUUAUUGUGAUAA